Monomorium pharaonis (pharaoh ant) is the source of this 2500-nucleotide messenger RNA. RefSeq names its product ras-related protein rab7 (gene Rab7). Gene Ontology annotation, cellular component: lysosome; late endosome; phagocytic vesicle. Gene Ontology annotation, biological process: phagosome-lysosome fusion; endosome to lysosome transport. Bases 149 to 829 code for a protein of 226 amino acids. The transcript has 5 exons. Gene Ontology annotation, molecular function: GTPase activity; GTP binding. The record is from RefSeq and is a predicted model, not a curated record. NCBI's taxonomy places the organism in Eukaryota, Metazoa, Arthropoda, Insecta, Hymenoptera, Formicidae.
GUAUCGAGAUGAUUCAUAUGAUCGAUCAUUCUUUCCUCCGGACAUAAGGCGCCCGAUUCACCGUGGCACCGCGUUAAUUAGUGGCCUUUUGUCCGGUGCACGACAACGAAUCGCGGCGAGCAGCAAAGGGGGCACGGGCGGAUUGUAAAUGUCAGAAGCUGCGAUCUCUCUUUGGUAUUUACAGUUCGGGAGGCACCUGCAAAGAAUGGCGUCCCGCAAGAAAGUGUUGCUGAAGGUCAUUAUCCUCGGGGAUUCAGGAGUCGGGAAAACCUCCCUGAUGAAUCAGUAUGUCAAUAAAAAGUUUAGCAACCAAUACAAAGCAACGAUAGGAGCGGAUUUUUUGACUAAGGAAGUAAUGGUGGAGGAUAGAAUAGUUACUAUGCAGAUUUGGGAUACCGCUGGACAGGAGAGGUUUCAGUCAUUAGGAGUGGCAUUUUACAGAGGCGCGGACUGUUGCGUGCUAGUAUUUGAUGUAUCUGCUCCGACUAGCUUCAAAUCUCUAGAUUCAUGGAGGGAUGAAUUUUUAAUUCAAGCCUCACCUCGGGAUCCAGACAACUUUCCAUUUGUCGUGCUUGGGAACAAAGUAGAUCUUGAAUCAAGAGCAGUGUCGAGCAAGAGAGCACAACAGUGGUGUCAAUCGAAGAACAAUAUUCCAUAUUUCGAAACUAGUGCAAAAGAGGCUAUUAAUGUCGAGCAAGCUUUUCAAACGAUAGCCAAGAACGCUUUAGCUCAAGAAAGUGAAGUGGAACUUUACAAUGAAUUCCCGGAUCAAAUCAAAUUGACCAACGACCAAAGAAGCAAUGGUAGAGGUGAUUCAUGUGCUUGCUAGGUCUUGAAACAGUGGUAAUAUCUCGAAUGACCAAUAAAAAGAAAUGCACAGGUUAAAUACAUUCACGUCACCUGCGCAUAAAGGACGCGGAGAAUACAUUGCGAUGAGCUUUAUGUGUGCAGGAAGUCACGAAAUUUCUUUCUUUGUCUCAACGUGUUAUUAUACAAACUUCCCGUGUCCGUAAAACAAACAAAAAAAAAGUUUUAAUAUCCUCGAAAUAGUUUUGUUGAAACAGUCAUGUUAGUGGUAAAAAAAGUAACAAGUUUAAUCCAUACGUAAAAGAAUGUGUACAAACUAUCUCACACGCGUGCGUGCGCACACGCUCUCACACACACACACACACACACACACACACACACACACACACACACACACACACACACACACACACACACACACACACACACACAAAUAUAUAUUAUAUAUAUAUAAUUGUUUUUAUAAACCUGCGUGGGAGUAAGAUAUAUUUAUCCGACUUCCUGACUUAUUGAAAUAUCGCAAUUUUGAAUUAUGUACUCCCGCUGGACUUGACUUGUCAUAUAUGGGUCCUCUACGUUAUUCUUAAGUCAAGGAUUUCGCAUCUCGUUUUUAAUAAGUAUUGUAAUAUGCUCUCUUAUCGGGUAUGGCGAAACAUAUGAACUUUUCUCUUUUUUUUUUAUCUCAAGUCUUGAUAGUUUGUUGUCGAUUAAUUUUCACCGAAAUAAGGUAAUAGCUCGAGGUUUUCGAACGAUAUGUAAGAGUCGUUGUUGCACCGGAGAGGAUAAUAUAUGGGUCGGGAACACAGUUAGCGGUACACUGUUAGUAAAUUAUAAUAAAAGAAUUUGCUCAUAAUUUGUUAAGUACAAUUGCAUUUACAGAGGUCUAGUGCAUAUAGCUUAUUAUAUACUUAGAACCGAAUAUUUGCUGUCAGUAAAAAAAAAAAUGGUUCGUAUGAAAUAGAAUGAAAAUAAGAUAGUUACAAUAAAGUUACUAAGAUAGGUACUUCGUAGUAUGUCUCGUAAGGUGUUUUAACGAGUCUGAGAUUUUCACGCGAAUGGCAUGGUGUAAAACCUCCUCGAAUUUUUGUUUUCUAUUCGGGAAAAUUCUCAAUUGUUAUAUAUAUAAAUAUAUAUUGAAAUAUAAAAUUAUAUUAUGAAGAUUCUGGCUUGUUGCGCACGUAUUGUAAUGCUAGGCAUGUUAUUUUGUUUACAUAAAUAAUUAUUUUUAACUUAGGGAUGUUUAUAUGGCCAUCCCGAUUUCGUAAGAAAACGGAGAGAAUUUAUUGCAGACACUAACUUAGAAAAAAAAUUUCCAUUUCGCUGAAUCCGUAAUACGCGUUUUGCAAAAGAUACUCUUUAAGUUUUCAAACGUUUCAGCGAAAUCCCAAGAAUUCCUCCUCUGAAACGAGAUUCCUCUUAUUGUACCGUGAUGCAAACAUCGAUUUUUAAGAUUUUUUACUGUACAUAACAGUGGAAUCCCAAGUGCGCGGUGAGUUAAUUGUCAAUUGUAUGGUCUAUCGAACAGUUCUACGCGGACUAUAUUUUGUAAAUAAGACAGUAUAUAUAUAAUCCACUUAGGAAAAUUUAACGUUAUACAAAAAUGAAUCUUUAUAUCCCGAUAGCCAUAUCAAUAAGUAUGCGCUUGUAAUAUUUUUAUUCUACUCGUAGUCCCUAUUAGAGCAGUAAUUAAACC